Molecule: messenger RNA, 1572 nt
Organism: Verruconis gallopava
Lineage: Eukaryota; Fungi; Ascomycota; Dothideomycetes; Venturiales; Sympoventuriaceae
Exons: 1
Coding region: 1-1572 (523 amino acids)
Biological process (GO): mRNA splicing, via spliceosome
Cellular component (GO): nucleus
Source: RefSeq, a predicted model, not a curated record
AUGAACAAUGAACAGUUUAGACGAUUGGUCAGUGCUAACCUUGGCGUCUCGCAAAAUGAAGCACCUAGAUCUACCAAACCAAACAGCGCUCCACGGAUGCUUCUUGGGGCAAGGCCGAAAUCCUCGGUGCGGACAGGUCGAUCUUACGGCGCAGAACUUUUCAAGAAGACAAGUGGCGAAAAGGAGCUGAAUAAGACGAAGUCCUCCAUACCAAAGGGCACAAAGCUAGCUGCCGGCUAUGUAGAUCGCACGCAGCAGAGGCGAGAGAAUGAAGAGGAAGACGAGACAGCACAGAAGCUCAAGGCUUUAGAGGAACGGAUGAAGAAUGGAGAGAUCGAUGAGGAGACUUUCGAGCGAAUGAGAGAUGAAAUUACUGGCGGUGAUAUAUCGCGGACGCAUUUGGUUAAAGGUUUGGAUAGGAAGCUACUGGAAAGAGUUCGGAGAGGUGAGAAUGUACUUGCGCUCCAGGAUAAGAACGGUACCAGUGAAGAAAACCAUGUGGGAGACGAGGAUGCUGCAUUUGAAGAGCUGGAGAAGCAUGAAGUCGUCGCCACAGUGAGAGAAGAUCGCGUCAAACAAGGCGAAAAGGCGAAGAUAAUUCCUGCGUCAAUCGCCGGACAAAAGCGAACACGAGAUGAGAUUUUGGCAGAUUUGAAAGCUCAACGAGAAGCAGCCAAAGCAGCUGCACGGCCUCAAUUGGGUUCGGGUUUCAAGAAGAUACGCAAGAGCGAUGGUCCAAAAAUAGAGAUUGACGAAAAAGGCAGAGAAGUGCUUAUCACAACAGACGAGCAUGGUAAUGUUAAGCGCAAGAUCAAGAAAUUCAAGCCCAGUCCUUCCCAGGAGACGAGGGAGUCUCCGGUUAACAAGGAGCAGCCGCUUGGUGCAGAUGUUAACAUUCCUAUGUUCGAGCCGAAGAUGGAAGAAGAGAGCGAUGAAGACAUCUUCGAAAAUGCAGGACACGACUUCAAUCCCCUUGCAGAUCUUAACGACAGUGACGCAUCGGAGAAUGAGGCUACAACGACACAUAAAAAUGAUCAUCAAGAUGAGGCUUCGAACUCUGGAUCAGAAGCCGAGACGAAGGGGGGCCCCCAUACGGAACACAUGGUGUCCUCAUCAACUGGAACAAAGAACUAUUUCAAUGACGACCCGUCCUCUUUUUCCGUCCUCAGCACGAUCAAAAACAAUCUCUCGGAUCCUUCUGUUAUUGCUGCGCUUGCCAAGUCGCAACGCGCACAGAAUGUAGCGGCAGAAGACUCCCAAGCCCUUACUGCCGAAGACGAAGCACGACGCAAACGACGCGAGGCCAUGCUUGCAAGUCAAGAUCGUGAUAUGGAAGACAUGGAUAUGGGUUUCGGUGGCAGUAGAUUCGAGGAUGCUGAAGACAUGGCGAUAGAUGGGGAGAAGGUCAAAUUCAGCAAGUGGAAGGGGCUAGGUGGGGAAGACUCCGAUGAUUAUGAAGGUGGAAGAGGGCGAGGAGGGAGCAAAAGGAAGAGAGGCCCGAAGAAAAGAAAGGGUGAUAAGAACAGUAUGGCGGACGUGAUGAGGGUCAUGGAAAACCAGCGGAAGGGUUGA